UUGAAGCUUAGUAAGUCUAAACUCGUAGUGUAUCCUAGUCAUUCUACGGAUUUUGAGGUGCAUAGGAACUGGCUUGCCAUAACAUACAGCACGAACGUAUCUGAGUGGUACAAUGAGGCUACUAGCCAGUGGACAUUGGACUAUCCGCCUCUGUUCGCUUACUUCGAGUGGGCUCUGGCGCAACUUGCCAGCAAAGUCGACCCAAAAAUUGUGCUUUUGUCUGCUGAACCAUACUCUUCAUUAGCUACAGUUUACUUUCAACGCAUAUCGGUUUUGCUCUCCGAAUGCAUCCUCUUUUAUUCAAUUUGUAGCUGUUUGGUUUCUUUAACAUUUUUUCGGGCUAAAGACAUCCACUUCCAAUAUAAUGGAUUUCUCUUUGGUAUUCUAUUCUUAUCCAUCCUCAAAGCCUUUCAGGGUAGCAUCCUCUGGAGUGGAUUUUGGUUUUCCAUUUUGCUAAACUUGAAGCACAUAUUUGUCUACAUCGCUCCCGUUUACUUUGUCUUUAUUCUGUUUCACUACUGCCUGAAAAGGGAGAAAGGUCGAUUCAAAGCUAUGCUCAGCCGUUUGUUUGCGAUUGCCGGUGUUGUUGGUAUUGUUUUCGCAGUCUCUUUGGCCCCUUUUAUUUAUUGGGGCAAAAUGGCAAAUUUGCUUGCGAGGUUGUUCCCAUUUAAACGCGGUUUGUGCCACUCCUACUGGGCUCCUAACUUUUGGGCUGUUUACAAUACUGUGGACAGGACCCUCACUUUGCCCAUCAAAUUCUGUUCACGACAGCCGACGGGAUCUUGGAACAAUGUAGUGCCAAUGACGAGUGGGCUGACGGGCAACUAUGAACACCUCUGCCUUCCUACCAUCCGACCUCUACACACAGCCGUGUUGACUGCUGUUUUCAUGAUUCCAAGUCUGGUACUAUGUAAGUACAAUAACGAAAGCAUGUGCCCAGUGGAUUCCGGUUUCUUGCUGCUUCGCUCCAUUGUUGCUGCAUCUUGGGCGUGCUUCCUCUUUGGCUGGCAUGUUCACGAAAAAGCUGUCCUAAUGAUAACUCUUCCACUAACUUUUUUGGCUGUGGCUUCACGGCGACUUCGAGGAAUUGCCUUUUAUGUCAAUACUGUUGCCCACUUCAGCCUCUUACCGUUGAUUUUUACCCCAAAUGAACAACCCAUUGUCCUGUCCUCCUAUCUGGUCUACUCACUAACUCAGUACCUCCUAUUGGGACGCUCGUCAAGUCCAGUCACCAGGGGCCUUCUAUUCACCUUCUGGCCUCAAUUGACUGGUCUAGCUCGAGUUCACCUGCUUGGAUUGAUUCCUCUUCUUCUUGUUAAUCGGGUCUUUCUUCCUCUUGUGUAUCCACACCUGGAAUUCCUGCCCUUAAUGCUGACCUCGGUAUACUGCGCUGUAGGCCUGUUGUUGGCAUUCCUCGUCUACGUAUGGAUCAAUUUUGUGUGGUUACGGGCAGAGAAAGAAACUGAGAUGGAGGAUGAGACUGAAAACUAUUUUUAUCAGGUGAAUGCUUCUUUCUUCAAGAAGAAUAAUUAG
This is a messenger RNA of Hydatigera taeniaeformis, 1533 nucleotides long. Lineage: Eukaryota; Metazoa; Platyhelminthes; Cestoda; Cyclophyllidea; Taeniidae. The record is from the annotation of a GenBank genome assembly.